UGAAAUGGGCGGGGGGGGGAGUUUACCUCUUCAUAUUCUUCUUCUUAAUGCUUACUACUAAGAAUAGUAGUAGUGUAUUAAAGAUAGUUUAUUAAGAAUACGUUGCUUUUCAGCAAAAAGCUCUCAGAACAGUUUACAUACCAAAAUGGAUGGGAAGAUGAUUACCAGUCACAAAGGAGCUUUCAUUUUAAAAAGAAACACAAGGGAAGCAACUGCUAGUGGGAAGCAUCCCGUGUUAAGAUGAAUAGGGACAAUUGCUCUCCCCUUGUUAAAUAAAUAUGAGAGCCACCACUUUAAAAGGGGAUGCUUUGCCCAGUUAGUAGGGGUUAUGAUGGGCAUACAGCGGUUAAAGGCACAUAUGGGCUGCUAGAAAAAAACUUGGCCAGUGUAAUAUCUAUUACUUCAGUUCUUGUUGUUUGACAUAACUACUUAAAUCUUCAGACCCUCUAAAGCUGACUAGGGUGUUAGAUUGGAUUGUGUUUUGAGAAGUGACUCCAACACCAUUGUACUGGAUUCUUCUUGUGAGGUUAUGGUACCUGGGGUGCUGAGGCCACCAAUACUCAAGGUUCAUAUGCAACAAAUGCAGCAAGUUGGCAAGGCUAUGAAGGCUAUGAUUAUUACAGUGCCCAAACCAGCAGUUCCACUACAGCUGCUACAUAUAACUAUGAUCCUGCUGCUGUUGCCACUGGUGCCUGGGACACGUCUAAAGCUCCCGACAUGACGAUGGGUGCUGAUAUGGGCGCUGCAAUGCCAGUGGUAAAUUACAAUACUGGGGCAGCGGGUACGGAGAAUUCUGACUCCAUUAUAGCAAAAAUAAACCAACGUCUGGAUAUGCUGUCAAAGGAAAGCAGUGGUGGUCCUGGGGAAGGCAUGGAAGACCAAGGAAGCUCUUUCAGAUUUGAGUCUUUUGAGUCCUAUGAUUCCAGAGCUUCGGUGCCUGACCGCGAUAUGUACAGAACUGGCUAUGACUAUAAUGAAGUAGGACCAGAUCGGAAUGAUUCUUUUGGAAGCCAUUAUGAUGCUGGUGGUAACUGCAGAGAUCAGCCCCGCAACAGAGGAAACAACUAUGGCUUUGUUAGAGGGAGGGUCCAGAAUCGAGGACGUCUAAACACUUUCAGUCGUGACCGUUUCAUGCCAUCAAGUACAGAACGGCUCUCUGCACGAUGGAAUGAGAUGAAUUACAUGGGCGGGAGAAAUAUGGGUGGACCUGGACCCAACAGGCUUCCAUCACUUUUUUCCCAAGCACUCAUCCCGGAGUACAGAGAUUAUGGCGAUUAUGGAGACUACGGAGACUAUGGCAACUAUGGGGAUUAUGAUUAUGGCAUGAUGGGAAUGCCGGGAAUGGGAAGAUUUCCUGGGAACAUGCCCUAUGGUUUUGGACGAUCACGAAGCAGGCCCAAGAGGAGACCUUUCCGCGGCCGAGCAGGUGGGCGUUCAGAUAAUGAAGGUGGAUUUCGCAAGCGGAAACAGUCACAAAGUGGGGAUGAACCAGACAGCAAGCAAGCAAAGACAGACAGUGAAGGAGAUGACUCGGACCAUGAUGAUGGCGAAGGAGAGGACAAAUCGGCGGAUGAAGGAGAUAAAGGUGAGCAUGAGGAAGGCAUUGAAGUUCUGAAAGGGAAAGCAUCUGGUGAUGGCUGUGAUGAUGAUGAUGAAGAAACAAAACAACGUAAAGAGAAACAGAGGCGAAGGGAUCGGAUGCGUGACCGUGCUAUGGACAGAAUCCAGUUUGCUUGCUCUGUGUGUAAAUUCCGAAGCUUUGAUGAUGAAGAAAUUGAGAAGCAUCUACAAAGUAAAUUUCACAAAGAGGUCUUGCGAUACAUUGGAACCAAGCUGCCUGACAAAACUGUAGAAUUCCUGCAGAAAUAUAUUGUGAACAGAAAUAAGAAAAUUGGGAAGCGCCGACAAGAGUUGACAGAGAAAGAAGGCACGAAGCCAAAAUCAGACCCUUUCAAGGGAAUUGGCCAAGAACACUUUUUUAAGAAGAUAGAAGCAGCUCACUGCAUGGCUUGUGACAUGUUAAUUCCUGCACAACAACAUCUCCUUCAGAGACACCUGAGGUCUGUCGAUCAUAAUAGGAAUCGCAGGAUGGCAGCUGAACAUUUCAAGAAGGCUAGCUUCCAGGUAGCUAAGAGUGUCUUAAAUAGCAAGCACAUUGUGAAAAUGCUAGAAAAGUAUCUCAAGGGUGAGGACCCAUUUACAGAUGAAAACAUUGACCAAGAUGUUAAUGAGUCUGAAGCCUUAGAGGGGGCUGAUAGUGAAAGGGCUACAGAAAGUGCUACUGUAGAGAGUAAAGAGAAUAUUGGGGAUGAGGUUGAAACCACUGAAGACGGCGAAACUGUGAAACUGGAAGGUGAUGAGAGAGGCUGCUCCACUUCAGUUUUCUUUAAAGAUGAAUCUGUAGAGGAACAGCAGCAGAAGGAAGAAGAGAGACAAGAGGCAGCAGGAACCAGAGAAGAACCAUGUCUCCCUCCUCAAGGAAGUUCAGAAGAGAGUUCAGCAGAAGACCAACUGAAGGAGCAGCAGCAUGUGGAGACAGGAGAGGAGAAUUCUGCUGAAAUGGCAAUAGCUGAAAACCGUGAUACCAAGAAUACAACAGCAGUUGCAGCAAGUACAGAGCUGCCACAAGAAUGACCACGUGAAUGUUUGUAUGAAGGUGAUUUGUCCUGCUUAGCUGUAUAGUCCUUUUUUCAUAUUUUUGUCAGUUCAGUACAAGUCUGUGCAUUGCUGGAGUGCUGCCAGUUUUGUUUUGUUUGAGGGAAAGGAUCCAACUAUUCUGUUAUGGAAGUAGUCUUGUGCUUUUACUGUUGUGUAGAAAGAGGAAAUCAGCAAGUGUAUUUCACUUUUAAGUUGGAGAGCUCCAAAAACGACAUUCCCCAAGAAAAGCUUGAUACCUUGCAUUAUUGAAUGAAAGGUACUACGGGGGUGGGGCAAGAAAUGUUGAUUAUUUCGCUCCUGUCAGCUGUUAAAUUUUCAGUGCUGAAGGAAUAUGGCUUUAUUUAGAAACUAAAUUGAUCCUGUAGUUAAUGAGAAAGUAGAUAGUAAAUCAGUGUGUCUAUUCUUUCCUGUAAAAUUUUUUUGCUCGUUUCGGUCUCUGGAGAAAGGGCUUGCUGUCAUGCGGACUGUUAACUUCAUUUAUCCAAUUUGCAGUAUUGCAUGAAAAAUAGCAUUUGUAACUAUAUCGUUUUCAAACAUCAAGUUGGUGUAUCACACUUGGGCCGUCAUCUGUGCUGUACACUCAGAUUUUUCUGGACAGCAAGCUGCAGUGUGUACAUUAUACUAUUAGAAAGGCUUAGUUUAAAAGAAAAGUUAUGCCACCACUGAAACACCACUUCUCCCUCCCCUCCCCUAUAUAUCUCAAUACAAGUUACAGGAGUAUCAUUCACAGAGUAGAUAACCAAUUAUUGUUCUUGGAGGUCGAAGCAUUACCAAGACCAGCAAAAUAGGAACUGAUUUACCUACUGUUAUGAUUGAUGCCUGUAGUAGAAAGUGGAAUGAGCACUCUAUUUUUUUUAAUAAAUCCAAAGUUAUUUGUUUUAGCAUUUAAAUAAACUUCUGAAACUCAAA
Molecule: messenger RNA, 3567 nt
Organism: Hemicordylus capensis (graceful crag lizard)
Lineage: Eukaryota; Metazoa; Chordata; Lepidosauria; Squamata; Cordylidae
Gene: AKAP8
Product: A-kinase anchoring protein 8
Exons: 14
Coding region: 718-2634 (638 amino acids)
Cellular component (GO): nuclear matrix; nucleus
Molecular function (GO): DNA binding; protein kinase A regulatory subunit binding
Source: RefSeq, a predicted model, not a curated record